This is a messenger RNA of Glycine soja, 762 nucleotides long. RefSeq lists its product as uncharacterized. The coding region runs from base 1 to 762 and encodes 253 amino acids. The transcript is spliced from 4 exons. The record is from RefSeq and is a predicted model, not a curated record. Lineage: Eukaryota; Viridiplantae; Streptophyta; Magnoliopsida; Fabales; Fabaceae.
AUGGUUAGAACAAGAGGUGGACCUCGUGCCUUAGGUAGUGGUACAGACAGAGGCAUGGGUCGAGAUGAGGAUGAUAUUGAUGUUUCCCGGCAUCGUAGGCCUAUCGCUUCUGCCCGUAGGCAACGGGUUCAGGUUGAUGUCGCUGAGAAAGUUCCUCAGGUGAUUGAGGAUGUUCCUCCUCAGGUGACUGAGGAUAUUCUUGAUGUGACAAAGGAUGUUCCUUAUGUGGAUGAGGACAUUUCGACUGCAGACUUAGAUGCUGCGAACGUAGAUGUUGCAGACGUAGCUGCUGAUGGUGCCGAGGGAUCACCUACUGAGCAUGGCGAGGGAUUCCCUAGUGGGCCACAUGACACAUCAUUGCUGACAUCAUUUGCAGACCAUGUGGCAUACAAUAUCUGGUGUGGUGAGGAACGACCUGAGUUGAAGCUGGUCUCCUAUGGUAGGAAAGUUGAUAAAUUUAGGAGUCCAACGCCUGAGAUUGAAGACCUUGUUGCCGGCACCAGAUUAAGUCCAUUGAUCGGGUGUUCUAUGGUCACCGGCGAUCCUGGACUGAUAUCCGCAUUUGCGGAGAGGUUUGAGCCUCUGGGCGUGGACGAGGUGGUCUUGCUGUUAACGGAGCUUCUAGAGGUAUCCGGCAAGGAGGCUCGAGCUGAGACCGCGUUUCGAGACCCGAGUCAGUCUGCGGGCUAUGCCUGGGGAGUUGCCGCGCUGGUUCACAUGUAUGACCAGCUAAAUGAAGCUUCACAGACCCCCACACGAUAA